This is a messenger RNA of Ilex paraguariensis (yerba mate), 1336 nucleotides long. NCBI's taxonomy places the organism in Eukaryota, Viridiplantae, Streptophyta, Magnoliopsida, Aquifoliales, Aquifoliaceae. The record is from the annotation of a GenBank genome assembly.
CAGAAUGAUUACACAUAAAAGUCACGAGCACCCAUUAGCAUUCCUACUAAGGCCAACCUCUUUCUUUUGCAAUCUUUGUCGCAUGGAACACAAAGAUUCAUCAUAUGUAUGUGUUACUUGUCAGUUUUGGAUUCACAAGAGAUGUGCUUUGUUACCUACCACCAUCAGCCGUACGGAUCACCAUCACCCUCUCAUUCUCGAGAAGUUGGAUAAGUUCACCCAAUUCGAUACAGACUGUUAUAUAUGUGAUGAGCGUAUUAAUCGAUUUUAUUGGGCUUAUUACUGUUUCCGAUGCAGAUGUUCUAUUCAUGUGAAGUGCUCAUCAACUUCAUCUUCAACACCUUUGAGGGAUCUAGAAAGUGAGAUUAUGGAUCAGAAAGACCACGAUCUUGAUGUACUACACUUGCCGAUGAACUGUUUUGUUGAACAUCUCCUCCUUGAAAAAAUUGAGGACGAACCAAUGAUCAGCCAUUGGAGCCAUGAGCAUCAGCUAACACUUUUCAAAGUGCAAAAUGACAAUGAGACAAACAAUGAUAACACAAUAUUAUGUGAUAGCUGUGUACAACCGAUUUCACAUCCAUUUUAUUGUUGUACACAAUGCGUUUAUUUUCUCCACUUAAAUUGUGCCAACUUACCACCAGAGAUACAACACCCACUUCACCAACACCCGAUUCAGCUCUCAAACUUUAGUGAAUUCUAUCGGCUCACCGGUUGCGAAGCUUGCGUGUCAUACAACAACGGUUUCUUCUACAAGUGUGACACGUGUAAAUCCUUCGCCAUUGAUGUUAAAUGUGCUCUCCUGCCCGCCUCUAUUGUACAUGAAGCUCACAAGCACUCCCUAUGUCAGAGAAACAAUACAUGGGAUGAGAAUGGAUAUUGCAGUGCAUGUGGACUCUAUUUUUAUAAUCACGGGUUCGGAUGUAAGGAUUGCAAUUUCCGUCUAUGCUGUAAUUGUGCUCUACUCCCUAAAACCGUCGAGCAUAGAUGGGAUAGACAUUCCCUCAUCCUUACCUAUCCUCCUAUCUUUGAUCAUCCCCAAGAUUUCUAUUGUGAAAUUUGCGAGGAAGAAAUAAAUACCAGGGAGUGGAUCUACCAUUGUCGAGAAUGUGAUCAAUCUUUUCAUCUUCAAUGUAUUCAUCGUAUAUAUCGAAAUGUCAAGUUUGGAGGCAGCCGUGAGUUUAAAGAUCACCAACACCCUCUCAAGUUUCUUCAAAAUGCAAUGAAACAGUUCACGUGUUGUCGUUGUGGUAAGCUUUCUAGGGAUGAUCCCGUACUUGAAUGUCUAGAGUGCUACUAUAUGCUUUGCAUAAAUUGUAUGGAAAUUCAUGAUGAGUAG